AAUGACAAUGGUCCAAUAGUAUUAAGUUGAUGAUUACAAAUACUGGAAGUUGGAAGAGAAGAGAUUGAGGAGAUCUCGACAUUUGAUAAUAAACAAGUAUAAUAUUUAUGUUGGUGAUGCAAUGAUCUUAAACUUCUAUCUCUUAAUCAUCCAUAAAGAUAUUUCCAAAUUUAGUGUCUAUGCUAGUUACCACAUGCUUACUGCUAUUUAAGAAGCAAUUUAUUCAGUUGUUUAAGCAGGAAAAAAAAGGAGUAGCAUGGACAAGAAACUGUUCCUGAGACCAUUUCAAGAAAUUGAAGUGUUCCUGAGAUAAAAUCAUUUGACUCAGGCUUGGCCUUUUUAUAGACUUUGGAUACCUUGUCAUUACUGCCCGCACUUUAUUUUAUUUCUAAUCAAGAAGAAGACUAAAAGUUGACAUAGAAGACAGAAAAGAAGUCUGCCUCUUGAUAGGAUUCCUUUUUCUUUUUCUUCAGAAAGAAGUCAUGAGUACCAAGUUAGCAUGAAUUAUUUUAGCUUGAAAUUUAAUUUGAAAAUGGUUACUUGCCUUGAUAAUGAGUGAGGAAAGAAUUAUUCAGCACUAGCAACUUGGAAAAGUCAGUGGGGACUGCAGUCAUUGUCCACUGGAAGCAAUUUUCACUUCAGUUGAUUGCUUUUUCUGUAAGCCAAAUAUUUGAAAAGCUUUAGGAAAUUUCAUUCUGUCUGGUUUUAAGAGGGUGAAGAUAAGAUUCAUUUUUGCACCAUUGGGUUCUAGUUGGUCUUCAUGAAGCUGUUUAUGAUGAUCCUUAGCCAGUGAAGUUCUUUUGUUUAGAAGAGACAAGGUUUGGGAAAAAUAUAAAAGAAAUCAUAAAUAAAUCAAAAUUACUAGGUCUUACCAAGGCUAGAUUUUGGAUAUUUGGAGUCAGAGAAAUAAACUGAGAUUCAGACAAAGGUAAUCAUAUAGCCAUGUUCACAACCAAUACAGUUGUAGACGAGCUAUGAACUAUAACUUCAUAAUUUUUUUGUCAAACCUCUUUAAAAAUUGCUUCAUUACAAUUUCUCCUCAAUCCUUCUCCCUUUUUUCCUUUUUACCUGUUUAAAAGUUAAAAGGAAUAAUGCAGAUUGUGCUUGAGAGGGACCUCUAGAUGUAAAUCUGUUUGAAUGAAUUCGGUUUCUUAUAAGAUAGUCAAGGGGGUAACUCCUUGGAAUAUGUUUGGUGUUUUUGAUCAUAAACGUGUGGGAAUUGGCAAAUUGAGGUUUGUUCUUUCAGAUUUUGGUUGGAAAAAAAUGUUCGUCCUGAAACAAAUUGAGGAUCAUUAGUAACGAGAGGUAAUUAUUUACUUGAUAUUUCACGCUUGUGUUCUGUUGGUUGAAAUGGCUGCACCAAGUCCACCAAUGAUCCUUUCACAUUGUAAACAGCACUAUCAUUUGUCAGUUGAUGGAGAUGACAAGGAAGAAGAAAUAAGAAAGGGAGAACUUGAGGCGGAUAAAGAUAGAAUGAUGAGAGAGUACAGAGCUCAACUUGAUGCUGAAAGGGCGCUUAAGCUUGCCCAUGGAAGGAACCACUCUAGUAAAUCUACUCGUAGAAAGGAUAGGAGAGAUAAAGAUUUAAAGAAGAGAAGCAGCAAAAAGAGAAAGCAUUCAAGGAGGAGAUCUUCAGACUCUGGCUCUUCUAGUUCAUCCUCGGAUUCAUCAAGCAGCGACACCGAAGAGAGAGAAUCACGAAAAUCAAAGUCCCGGUCUAAGCGAUCAAAGAAAGAAAAGAAACAUAAAUCGAGAAACAAGCACUGUAGCAGCAGUGAUGAGGAGGAAGAUGGUCCUGUUCCACUUUCAAGAUUCUUCGGUAAUUUGAAGAGUUGACACCAUUAGCAGAGGAUAUACAUAUUGCUGUGUCAGUAUUAGUUUCGUAGGAUAGGAGAUGAGUCCUGAUCCCUUAUUCCCAUUUCCUUCGCGAAUUACAGACCCAUAUGCUCCUUUCCAACUUUGAUGAGCUUGUGAAAUUUCAAUUUGCCUUGAAUCUCAAUUUUAAUUUCUCUUCCAUUUCUUUAGAGGAAGUUCAUCUCAUUAACCGUGAUGAAUUUGUAUGAUAUUGAAAUCUUGUGUAAUAAACAAACUCAAAUUUCAAUUCCCUUGUGCUGUAUGCUGCUCUGCUGCC
Carica papaya (papaya) is the source of this 2131-nucleotide messenger RNA. Lineage: Eukaryota; Viridiplantae; Streptophyta; Magnoliopsida; Brassicales; Caricaceae. The record is from RefSeq and is a predicted model, not a curated record.